Laetiporus sulphureus 93-53 is the source of this 1072-nucleotide messenger RNA. Its product is annotated as ankyrin. Gene Ontology annotation, molecular function: protein binding. The coding region runs from base 198 to 875 and encodes 225 amino acids. NCBI's taxonomy places the organism in Eukaryota, Fungi, Basidiomycota, Agaricomycetes, Polyporales, Laetiporaceae. Gene Ontology annotation, cellular component: cytoplasm; nucleus. The record is from RefSeq and is a predicted model, not a curated record. The transcript has a single exon.
AGUUACGCGAACGCCUUUCAUUGUGCGCGUGGCUGCGCUUCUUGCUGAUACAGCAAGUCCAAAUCCUGUUCAGUAAAGCAGCGUCGGUUCUGCCGAGUCUUCCAUGCAUGAUGUCCAACUUCGACUGAUUUAUACGAGAGCCGGUAUUUUAGCGCACAUUGCCUCUUACAAUCGCCAUCUUGUAUCCUCUACGUAACAUGCUGGGCGACUACGACCCCACACACGACUCAGACUGGAAUGCAAACUCAAUCACAUCUGCCAGCUCUGAAAUGCCAAUCAACGAGCCUCGGGACGAGGAGCGAAAGCUGGUUAAGCUUGCUAUCUGCGAGAUAGACUGUCAUGGCACUCCGCGCAUGACUUCUACGAUGAUGGGGCAUGUGCACGAGAUGAGGCGAAUCCUCGAAGAAGGGGCAGAUAUCAACGAGUACGCACGAUGCACCAGGCCGGCAUGGACUCGAAGCGCGCGGUACGGCACCGGAUGCUGCGUGUCCGCCGCGCUUUGGGUCGCUAUCGAGACCGGAGACGAGAACAUCUUUGCCUUUCUGUUGGCUCACGGAGCCAGUCCGCAUUUGGAGGGUGGGUAUAUGGGAGAUCAUGCCAUUCUCUUCGCAGCGUACAGGGGCCGCAUGGGGAUGGUGAAGAGCCUCUUGGGUGAUGGAGCGGACGCGGACACGACCGCCGCCGACCGCCGCACGGCCUUGCAUUGUGCAGUCGCUUCGAGAUAUACGGCCAUGGCGCGUAUCUUGGUGGAGGCGGGGUGCGACAUCCACGCACGUAAUCAUUCCGGAUACACGCCUUACACAGCCUGCAUAGAUUUAUUUUUCCACGGGAAACCUGAUGCAAAAAUGGUGAAAAUAUCUUAUGUCUGGAUAUGAAAAUAGUUUGAAAAUCGGGUGGAGACAAUUGAAUUAUGUUAUGAUUGUUUUACCGAAACGUAUCAGCAAUAGUGGCUCACCGGGGGCAUGAGCCCAUGAUUCCGCUGGGAACAUUUUGGACACAUCACGAUAACAGUCACAAUGUAACUCUAAUGUUACUGAUGUAAACAUCACAGAAUGAUUUGAAUUAUUUCGAG